AUGGAUCUUCAAGAAGAAAGUUCUAGAAUAUUCGGCCCGGACACAAUGAGGAAUCUUUCGUCAUUAUCAUCUUCAUCGACUGUCUUUUUUUCGGCAGCUCAGUCAUCUUUCUCAACUCUGUCCACACGUUCGGAAAAUCCAUGCCAGGAGGACACAAGCCUAACUAUAGAGUCCCUCGACAAAAAUUCGGUUAAUCCCGACCCACAAACUCUAGCUCGAUUUGCUUCAACUGAGUUAUUAUGCCCUCGUGCAGAUAUCCCACCUGCCUCGAAUACCCGAUUAUCUGAACUUGUUUCCUCCACAGGAGUGUAUAACAGUACUCACCAUUCAAACGAAUAUUCACGUAAGAGUGGUAAAAGGGGGAAAAAGAUGGGUAAACUUCUCGAAAUCUCGGCUCAUCCGCCCUCAUUUUCUUCCAACCGUCUGAGAAGUUGUGACGUGUACAUCGGUUUUCACGGCCAUAAGCCUUUACUGCUUAGAUUCACGAACUGGCUUCGUGGGGAGUUAGAAGCUCAAGGUUUGAGUUGUUUCGUAACAGACAGGGCUCGGUGUAGAAACUCCCGCAAGCACAGUGUUGUGCUAAAAGCCAUGGAUGGUAGCACGUUUGGGGUUGUUAUAUUGACUAAAAAUUCUUUCAAGAAUCCUUACACGAUCGAGGAGCUUAAGUUUUUUUCCAAUAAAAAGAAUUUGGUCCCUUUGUAUUUCGACUUGAGUCCACACGACUGCCUUGUUAGGGAUAUAAUCGAGAAAAGAGGCGAGCUUUGGGAAAAAUAUGGUGGCGAGCUGUGGGUACAGUAUGGAGGAGUCGAGAAAGAAUGGAGAGAUGCCGUAAAUGCCCUUUCUUGCGCGGACGAUUGGAAAUUGGAGGCGUAUGAUGGUAAAUGGCGGGAUUGCAUUUUACGAGCUGUCGUGCUUUUGGCUUUGAGGUUGGGGAGGAGAAGUGUGGUUGAUAGGCUGACCAAGUGGAGAGAGAAAGUAGAGAGAGAAGAGUUCCCUUUCCCUCGAAACGAAAACUUCGUCGGUAGGAAAAAGGAGCUUUCCGAGCUCGAGUUCAUGCUUUUCGGCGAUGUCUGCGGAGAAGAAGGAAAGCUCGAUUAUUUCGAAAUCAAGGCAAAGUCGAGACGGAAAAAUUCGAAAAUUGAGGGCACCAAAAUGAGGAAAGGGAAAGAACCCGUCGUGCAGUGGAAGGAAUCCGAAAAGGAAAUCGAGAUGCAAAACCCGGAAAUUUCUCAAACGCCGCAAGUUUUCGCUCCCGAAUCUAAAACCAUCUCGAAAAAGCAUAACCGAAGAAAACAAAGGUCGGCGAAAAUCGUUUACGGCAAGGGGAUCGCCUGCGUGUCGGGCGAGCCCGGGAUUGGGAAAACCGAGCUUCUUCUCGAAUUCGCCUACCGACAUCAUCAGAGGUAUAAAAUGGUGUUGUGGAUCGGAGGUGAAAGCCGGUACAUUCGGCAAAAUUAUCUCAACUUGUGGUCUUUUCUAGAGAUCGACGUUGGGGUCGAGAGCUUUGCCGAAAAGGGACGAACCAAAAGCUUCGAGGAACAAGAGGAGGCCGCCGUGGCCCGAGUGCGAAAGGAAUUAAUGCGGAAUAUUCCGUUCUUGGUAAUAAUCGACAAUUUGGAGAGCGAGAAGGAUUGGUGGGACCACAAGCUCGUCAUGGAUUUGUUACCUCGUUUUGGAGGCGAGACGCACGUCAUCAUAUCCACUCGUCUCUCUCGCGUGAUGAAUCUCGAGCCUCUAAAACUCUCUUUCCUCUCGGGAGUCGAGGCGAUGUCAUUAAUGCAAGGAGGAGGUAUAAUACGAGACCAAUCGAUCACGGAAAUCGACGCUUUACGCGUUAUCGAAGAAAAACUCGGGCGGCUAACCCUUGGACUUGCUAUAGUCGGGUCGAUUCUUUCCGAGCUCCCGAUUAAUCCGAGCCGUCUAUUGGACAUGUUGAAUCGAAUGCCGUCGGCCUCGAUCGAGAUAACGGCGUGGAGCGGUCGAGAAAAUAAUUGGCUUAGACGAAACACAUUCCUUUUGCAGCUUUUCGAGGUUUGCUUCUCGAUUUUCGACCACGCGGACGGGCGCGGGAGCAGCCUCGCGACAAGAAUGGCUCUCGCGAGCGGAUGGUUCGGGCCCGGGCCCGUCCCGAUUCCGAUUCUAUCCCUAGCGGCCCACAAAAUCCCCGAAAAGACCAAACGGGCCCGACUAUGGAGAAAAAUAGUGCGUUCGAUGACGUGUGGGGUUGCAUCAUCCUAUGCCCGGAGAUCGGAGUCCGAAGGAGUUUCUCUACUCUUGAGAUUCAAUAUGGCGAGAGCCUGCGCGAAGGACGGGCUCGUCCAGCCCAAUGGGCUUCUGAGGCUGUAUGCUCGGGCCAGGGGUGGGCCCGGGACUGCGAGGCCCGUGGUUCGGGCUGUGAUUGCCCGUGGGUCGAUACACCAUAACCCGGACCAUAUGUGGGCCGCGUGCUUUUUGGUGCUCGGGUUCGGGAAGGACCCUGCGUUGGUCGAGCUGAGGGUGCCGGAAUUGCUUUUUUUCGUGAAAGAGGUGAUUGUGCCGCUGGCUGUGAGGGCGUUUGCGACAUUUUCGCGGUGUGGGGCGGCGGUGGAGGUGCUGCGGCUGUGCACGGAGGCUCUGGAGGCGGCGGACGAGGCGUUUGUGGGCCCGGGUGAGAAGUGGCUGGACGGGUCGCUUUGCUGGAGGCCCGUGAGGACGGAGGCCCAACUCAACCCGUGCCUGUGGCAGGAGCUGGCGUUGGGCCGGGCUGGGGUUUUGGAGGUGCGGGCCAAGCUGAUGGCGAGGGGGGCCCAAUUUGAUAUCGGGGACGAUCUUAUUAGGAAGGCGAUUUUUAUUAGGACGUCGAUAUGCGGAGAGGAUCAUCCGGACACGGUGGCGGCGAGGGAGACUCUGAGCAGGAUUACGAGGCUGGCAAGUGGUGUUCAGAGCCGUACCUGA
Messenger RNA from Striga asiatica, 2934 nucleotides. NCBI's taxonomy places the organism in Eukaryota, Viridiplantae, Streptophyta, Magnoliopsida, Lamiales, Orobanchaceae. The record is from the annotation of a GenBank genome assembly.